Messenger RNA from Oikopleura dioica, 1536 nucleotides. The record is from the annotation of a GenBank genome assembly. NCBI's taxonomy places the organism in Eukaryota, Metazoa, Chordata, Appendicularia, Copelata, Oikopleuridae.
AUGAGCGAAUUUGACGAUCCAGCAAACAAUACAGAAGAAUGGGAAAAUUUACUCAUAAACAAUCAAAUAACACCAGAAAUGCGACGGAUCCUCGAAUGCACUGAUCGAAGGAUGAAUGGCAUGUGUCGUUGUAUUCAGAAAAGUAUCUUGGGAACAGAAAAGAGCGCCAUCAAGAGGACGCAGCAGCUUCAUGAAAUUAUCGGAAUCACGAGCGAAGCGCGACGGCUGAAAAACGUCCGACAAGAAGAGGGCGAAAUCGAAAAUGGCCGCCGCUAUUCAAGGGCUUACAUCGCCUUUGUCGAGGAGAGCAAGGACAAAUUGGGAAGUACGGGUAUGCGGUUUUGUAAAAAGGCGAUUGUCAAGAUUCUGCGCUGCUCGUUGAACUUUUUGUACACGCGAAAUACGGCUCCAAAGGCGAGGCGGGCUCUUCAUUCCGUCGAAAAACUGAGCGAAUUGAAAUGUUGCGCUAAGAAUUGCAUCCGACUUCUGCUAAGUCGAUAUCCCGAUGUCCUGGAAGACUUUCGUCAAAGAUCACUUGGUUCUUCAAAAGAGCGACGGGAGCUGUAUUAUGAUAUGCGAGACCAUGCAAGUCAGCCAUGCGACAACGCGAUACGAGAAAUCGUCCAACUCAGCAAGGCGACAAUCAAUAAUCUAAGAGCAAAGUCUCGACACGAAGGAGUUCCUCAUGGCGCGCACGGGAAAAAGAAACAUCAUGCCAUGGUCGGAUCGACAGGAGAACUCAUGUCUCCAGCAACACCGCUAACACCAGCGACGCCACUUGCACCGGCGCUGACUCUGACUCCUUGCACCCCGACAACUCCAUCCACACCUGCUGUUUUUUCAAACACACUUGUUGACAACUUCAAGCGACCGGCAACUCAUCCUCCUCUUUCUCCAAAGAUCCGCGCAACACAUUUUUCCUUCGAGCGGCCAAGCCUUUUCAUCCCCCAACAUAGCCCAGCUCCUCUGUCUCCAACUUCGCCGCUCGCUUUUUUCAGCCAGCUCAGCCCUUCACCCUUCCUUGGCCACCACGAAUCGCUCUAUCUCCAGCAACAUCUCCAUAAUACCGCGUCUUUCUCUGCUAGAGACCGUUUGGACUCGAUCAAAGCUGAACCGGGAGACGAUAUUAAAGAAGAUCACCUAGAAAAAAUACAAGAAGAUGGGGAAAAAGAUCAAGAAAGAAGAUGCUCAAGUUCAGAUCAUGGAUCGCUGAAAUCACCGAAGUUUUUCGCCCAGCUUACAACACCUCCGUAUAUUGAUAUCAAGAAAGAACAAAAAUCCCCGCCGUCCCCGCCAGUUCCAACAAUCAAAAUCCAGCCUCCACCCGUUCUCACUCCCAAAAGAAGCAAGAAGUCCCGCCCAGUUCCAGGGCUAGAUCUAAUUAGCCCGAAAAAAUCUUUAAACGUCCCGUUGGAAGAUUCCAUGACGCAGACUCCAACCAUGGUGCCAAGAACUCCAAGCAAGCUUAGAGACCAAUUCGGCCCCAUAACCCCCAAAGGAGUGUCCGACUCGUCCGUUUUCUUCCCGAGCCAUUGA